Molecule: messenger RNA, 3696 nt
Organism: Orbicella faveolata
Lineage: Eukaryota; Metazoa; Cnidaria; Anthozoa; Scleractinia; Merulinidae
Product: sushi domain-containing protein 2-like
Biological process (GO): cell-matrix adhesion
Source: RefSeq, a predicted model, not a curated record
GGGAGGGGAGGGGGACAGAGGAGAGAUAGGAAGGGUAAGGUACUAUGAUGAGUAGCCAGGCCGUUCAGUCUGGAAUAAAACGUGAUUCACCUACACAAAUGACUGAGAUUUUAAAAUUUCCGCAUUUACCCUGCAAUCCGGCAAAGUUCCUUUCUCUUUGGUAAAAUACCUCCGCCGCAGCGGAUUCUUGCAAUUUUGUUUUCGAGUGGAAAAUAAUUCCAUUUCUAAUCCCCCUCCAUUGAUCCAUGUCUCGGGUCACAAGAUCAGUAUUCAAUGAAAGUAUCUUGUCAAUAAGCCGUCUACUCGCGGGAUACGAAUCAUGGGUACAAUUACAUUUCGAUGGAAUUCAGGUGACCCCUGACCAUGCUAAAUUCAGAUUUCACGCAGAUCACAACACACUCUGGCUAAACAUGAAGAUUGUUGUGAUACUUUCGCCGCUUCUGUUUCUCGCCUGUGAUGAAAUCCUAACUUCGGAGGCUGCAGUACUUCCGAAUUUUUAUCCGUUUGGACAGAGUGAAGGCGAUCAGGUUCUUCCACAAAAUGACGACCAGAGCUCUGGGACAGUGCCGAUUUCGAUUCAAUUUCCUUUUUUUGACCAGAAUCACAAUUCCCUCUUUGUCAACACCAAUGGUGUUAUUUCUUUCCUGGUGCAAGUCUCACAAUACACACCAGAUGCUUUUCCUCUAGGCGAUAAUCGUCGGCUAGUGGCGCCAUUUUGGGCCGACGUUGACACACGAAAAGGAGGAGAUGUGUUCUACAGAGAGACCACAGAUCUUAACCUCCUGCAGCAAGCAACUAACGAUGUGACUGCUACAUUUGUGGACCAAAGAAAGUUCAAAGCCACCUGGUUAUUAAUAGCCACGUGGCACGAUGUGGCUUUCUAUGGCGCUAGUGGGAAUUAUACAAAUAAGAGGAACACUUUCCAGGCGGUCCUAAUUUCGAAUGGAAGGCAUUCUUUUGUAACUUUUAAUUACAACAAAAUCACUUGGACAACUGGUACGGCCAGCUCAGGAAAUGAAACUGGACUCGGAGGUACCCCGGCACAGGCGGGCUUUAACGCUGGUGACGGUAGACGAUUUUUUAGUGUCCCUGGGUCUCGUACUCAUCAAGUUAUUAACCUACCUACACAGUCUAAUGUGGGAAAUCCCGGUCGGUGGAUGUUCCGUAUCGACAGUGCGAAAAUCGAGGCUGGUGGCUGCAACACGAAAGGUUCGCUCGUGGUUUCACCUCGUACUGGAAUUAUGCUUGGUGGUGAUAACCUUUUUAUAGCUGGACCCUGCUACCAACCAUCGGAUGUAAUCGUCUGUGAAUUUGCUGGCGGGAAAAGAAGCAACGGAAGUUAUAUUAGCAAUAUCCGGGCAUCCUGUACCGUGCCCAUGCUUUACGUUACAGGCAGGUUGGCACUUAAAAUGUCAGUCAAUGGGGGAACGAGUUUUGAUUUUCAAGCAGUUAUUACAAUUGUAAACAUCAAAAGGUUCACGCCUCGCGUUGUCAGGCUGUUCGAAAACAUGUGGCAAGAACAGAAUCGAUUGCAGAUCACAUGGGAUCCAGGUCAGCUUGGAAGUGAAAAUCAGAAAGUGUCUGUCCAAUUAGCACGUUUUUCCAUGAGAACUAGCGACGUGGUUUUUGACAGUAUGUUUACUUUGGUGGCAGAGCAGGCUAACACAGGAGAGGGCCAGUUUAUUGUACCAAAAGGAAAAGGUCAAGGGGCUGCUGUUGGGGACGGCCGUUUCAUUACACUAGUGAUGGUGAAAAAAACUGGACACAGUAGCGGUAAUUCCCCGGCCGAGUGGAUCUGGAGCGAUUUGUUCUCCUGGAUCAGUUAUGAGUUUGGCAAAGAACGAUGCAAGCACUGGUACAGAAAUCAGCCUCACCCAAAGAUAUACUUAGAUGACCCUUCCCUGCUUCCAUGCCCACAAACCCUUGUGCAAGCAAUGGCGGAUCGUGGGCGAUUCACGAUGGAUGAAUAUUGCAAUCCUGAUGCUGAGGAACACUGUGUGCGUUAUCAUUAUAAAGCCACGCACUGCUUUAGGACGAACACACCCAGUAAUCAAGGUGCAGGACAGCAAUGUUGCUACACUGGUCAGGGAAACUUGAUGGUUGGCUCGCCAAACAGAGGAUCACUGGAUCGUUUUCAUAUUGAGGCGGGAGUACCAGUCCUCUCUCAUUUCUUUCAUGACCUUGUGCCAUAUUUGGAUUGUUGUCUGUUUUCUGACAACUGUGGAAAGUACUUUGAAAAAAGACCUUCAGAUGAUGGCUCCAAUUACGAACCUCCAAGACCAGCCACUGGAUUCGGAGAUCCUCACAUGAUUACACUUGAUGGAGUGGAAUACACCUUUAAUGGAUACGGCGAGUACCAAAUCCUCCAGGUAGCGGGCUCUGAUUUCCAACUACAAGGACGAAUGCAGCCUCUGAUCAAUGAAGAUGGCAGCAACAGCCGUGCUACAAUUUAUAAAGCGUUCGCAAUGAAGGAAAAUGGCUCAGAUGUUGUGCAGCUCCACAUCAGUGGUCGUAACGAAAUAGAAGUGUUGGUGAAUGGAAAUCUGAUGGAAUUUGAUGAACAGUUGAUGAUGGAUUUUAACGGCGUCAUUAUUUUAAAAUACAACAACACACCUAAAUACUCUGCCAUAUUUGAUUCUGGAAUAUCAGUCACGGUUGAGGAAGUUGAAGGAAUUUUACAAAUGAUUUUACUGGUACCUCCAAUGUUUAAAGGAAACACAAGUGGCCUUCUAGGAUUCUGGGACGGAGAUCAAGACAAAGAAUUCCUGCUCCCUAACGGACAAUUCCUGGAAACCAAUUCAAGCCAUAGCAGAAUUCACUACGACUUUGGACAGCUAUGGGCUACAUCUGUUAAUGAUUCGUUAUUCAUUUACGAAGAAGGCGAGGAUCACUCAACUUAUUUUGAUGCUGGGUACGUGCCGAUAUUUUUGGACAAGGAUGACUUGGUAUUUGAUAAUGUAACGCUGGGCAAGCAGGCUCGUGAUGCGUGUGCUGAUAACAAGCAAUGUCUUUUUGAUAUUUUCACCACCGGAAAAGUCAGCAUUGGAAUGGCCUCUAAGCAGGCUGUGGAAUCUUUCAUUGCAGUUGUUAAUGAAACGGAAACAGCAGGCUGUAUACCAAUUGGCAGCACACUGCAGAAUGGCUUAAUGCAAAGAAACGAAUCUGAAGAUGGAGGAAUGGUCUACCAAUUCUACUGUGAUAAAGGGUUCCUUCUUAACGGUCCUGCUGUCAUUCAGUGUAACCAAGGACAGUGGAAUGGCUCUAAACCAAGCUGUAAGUCAAAAGGUUAGUAUUUCUAAAGAGUAAAAUGUUGAGUAGGUAGUCAGUUUCCUUCAAACUCGCUACAGGAGUAAGUUUACCUUUAUCAACUUAUAUUUAGUUGAUUAUUACACGACUGAGAAAAUUACUUCUUUGUGAUUGGCUGAGAGCAGGCCAAUUUAUCGUUGUUAUUAAUUGCAUUACGGUGCCAGUCAACGCGCGCGCGUUCGUAACUUCCUCAGUUAUGAACGAGUAAUCGUAUAAAUGCAAGGCUGAGUUUACACUUGGUGCCCCAGCACUGGUGCCUGGGCACCGGCACAAAAUAGUCUUGCGUUCAGACAUGUGUACUCCAAGUACCCAAGUACCAUCUAGUGGGCGAAUUCUGGUGUAAGUACUUUGGGUAACAAUUGUCUUCACCUUAGUGUCCAGCUAGAAUCA